Messenger RNA from Caenorhabditis remanei, 966 nucleotides. RefSeq lists its product as uncharacterized. The coding region runs from base 1 to 966 and encodes 321 amino acids. The transcript is spliced from 8 exons. NCBI's taxonomy places the organism in Eukaryota, Metazoa, Nematoda, Chromadorea, Rhabditida, Rhabditidae. Gene Ontology annotation, biological process: G protein-coupled receptor signaling pathway. Gene Ontology annotation, molecular function: G protein-coupled receptor activity. The record is from RefSeq and is a predicted model, not a curated record. Gene Ontology annotation, cellular component: membrane.
AUGACUCUAUUCCAUGUAAGUACUCCAUUCGUUUACGACACAACUACUCUCAUGACGGCGACUACUUUGAUGGUUUCGGUUGGAUCCAUCGGCCUGAUCUCCAACUUCAUUGCAAUGUUCGUUAUCUACCGUAACCCUCUCCUCCAUAACACAUUCGGUCUUUUAUGUUUCUCUCACUUGGUUUCAAACGUUGGAAUGUUAUUCUGUUUCACAACAUGGCCAGUUGCAAUGAUAUUGAAUCAAGAUAACGACUUGGCACACAGUUUGGCUGGAAAACGGUUCGGUCAAUUCACUAUAAUCUUCUGGUGGAGUUGUAUAAUAGCUCAUCUUGCUAUUUCGAUCAAUAGAUAUGUUUCGAUUGUGUUUCCGAUCAAGUCUUACAUCUGGUUCACCGUUCCCAACACAAAAUAUGCCAUCUUUUGUAUCUGGCUCGUCGGCUUCUUGGUCACUAUUCCUUAUUUUUGGCACGAAACAUGCUACGUGGCAUUCAACGCGCAUACUUUUCAAUGGACUUACGCUGAAAAUCCAUGUGGACAGUUUCUAUCUUUAUUCGAUUUCAUCGGUGGUGUGAUUCUCUGCUCGUUCGCUUUCACUAUCGACAUGCUUACUCUAUUCCGUCUUCGAGAAGCAAAUAAUAUGAUGGGAUUGAGUACUCAAACUGCUGUGGAAGCUGCGAAACGAAGGAAAACUGAAAUCCGUUUCUUCACUCAAGCCUUCACUCAAUGCAUUGUUUUCUGCAUUUGUCUUCUCUCUUUUCAUAUUUUCACUCUUUUAUCUGACAGCAUUUGGUGGCAAUUCGCUAUGGUCACAAUGAUUUGGAUCCUCGCUCAUUCAUCAGACGGCCUAAUCGUUGUCCUCUUCCAUUUCCGUUUCUCUCUAUGCAAAAAUAAACGUCUGACGUCUACAAUGAUGCUAAAUUCGUCAACAAACCGAGUGGAAACCACGCAUGCACCGGCUAAAUUCUGA